AUGUUAUCGGAUGGACAACUGAAAAAGCCUUUGAGGCUUACCGAUAGGCGUUAUGGCAUUUGGUAUUGCGGUGAUCAUCAAAAGGGGGUCACCGGCGGUAUUCGAAGCUGUAAGCACUGUUGCUGUGCUCUUUGGGGAGAACAAGCCGUUCAACGGUUCCGACAACUUGUGGAGUUGCUCUGUCACCAGUGUAUCAAGCCAGUUUGCGGCCAGCUUUCAUGA
This is a messenger RNA of Enterobius vermicularis (human pinworm), 222 nucleotides long. The record is from the annotation of a GenBank genome assembly. Lineage: Eukaryota; Metazoa; Nematoda; Chromadorea; Rhabditida; Oxyuridae.